Messenger RNA from Rotaria socialis, 495 nucleotides. The record is from the annotation of a GenBank genome assembly. NCBI's taxonomy places the organism in Eukaryota, Metazoa, Rotifera, Eurotatoria, Philodinida, Philodinidae.
AUGUCUGAUUUACCACCGGGUUGGGUUAAGAAAAUUUCAAGUCGUACUGGAAAAGAAUAUUAUAUUGAUCCAGUAACAAAAGAAAGUCAAUGGGAACAUCCAAGUGCCACGAAUAAUAAACCGUCCGGUGGACGAAGAGCAGCCAAUGGAGAUCAAGUACAAGUACUUCAUAUUCUUGUUAAACAUACAGGUUCACGUAAUCCAAAAAAUUACAAAGGCGAAACAAUCACUCGCAGUAAAGCUGACGCUCGUCUUAGACUUGAUGACAUUAUCAAUGAAUUAGAAAAUGCUAAGGAUCUUGAAUCAACAUUUCGUCGUAUUGCGAAAGACAAAAGUGAUUGUAGUUCAGGUCAACGAGGAGGUGAUCUUGGUAUGUUUGGCCAUGGUGCAAUGCAAAAAGCAUUUGAAGAAGCUUCAUUUGCAUUAGAUGUGAAUGAAAUGAGCAAUGUCGUCGAUUCAGAUUCGGGUCUUCAUGUUAUUUUACGCAUCGCCUAA